Messenger RNA from Ascochyta rabiei, 2172 nucleotides. RefSeq lists its product as uncharacterized. The record is from RefSeq and is a predicted model, not a curated record. Gene Ontology annotation, cellular component: nucleus. Gene Ontology annotation, molecular function: DNA binding; DNA-binding transcription factor activity, RNA polymerase II-specific; zinc ion binding. Gene Ontology annotation, biological process: regulation of DNA-templated transcription; DNA-templated transcription. NCBI's taxonomy places the organism in Eukaryota, Fungi, Ascomycota, Dothideomycetes, Pleosporales, Didymellaceae. The transcript is spliced from 6 exons. Bases 1 to 2172 code for a protein of 723 amino acids.
AUGAGCUCAGAGUCACAAACGCGCGUUGUGCCAUCAAGCAGACGGAGAGACAAGGCCAUCGUUUCCUGUACGCUCUGUCGACGUCGAAAGUUGAAGUGCGAUAGGCAGCAGCCCUGUAAAACAUGCGUUGACAGAGGUCUAACGUUGUCAUGCACUUAUGUUCGCAACACUUCAGCUGCCCAAGAGCCGAAGGCUCCUCACAGUGUGCACGAUCGCAUCGACCAACUAGAAAAGCUAGUGACCACACUCAUGAGCGGCAAAGUAGUCGACCACGGCAGUUACGCUACGCCAGUAAUACCACACCUACAGCACCUGAGCGAGGAGAACAGUGCAGAGAUACCAACUACACCAGACCGCGUACGUUUCAAUGGCGAUACAACAAGCUAUACAAACAGCGCACAUUGGACCAGCAUUCUGGACGGGAUCUCGGAGCUUCGAGAACAUCUAGACGAUAUUCCCACGACGGCACAUUCACGAGUCGACACCUCUGCUGAUAUACCAGGGCCUGAUCUUCUGUUCGGUCGCCAAAGACAUGCAUCCAAGCAGGAGUUGCUCGCUGCUCUUCCUCCACGCAGUGAGGCAGAUCAGCUGAUUUCCACUUAUUUCGCGUCAAUGGACACAUCGUCAAACUUGGUACACAAAACCUCUUUUUUGCGAGAAUAUGCCAAUUUUUGGAAUCAACCAUUCGAGACACCUGCUAUGUGGCUGGGGUUUCUGUUCGCUAUCCUCGCCCUGGGUGCACAGUUUCAGGCCGGCCUUGGAAGCCAUGAAGCGGCUCUUCAGGGUGCUGCUACGCCUUCGCUGUUCACUGCUCGCAUAGACUUUUACCGUGAAAAGCUCGUACAGUGUCUUGUCCUAGCGAACUACGCAAAAUGCCCACCAUACACGGUCGAGGUCCUCAUCAUGUACUUUGGCACCGAGUAUCUACGCUCGGCAGACUCACGGUUUAGCAUGUCGAUUCUUGUUGGAAUCAUCGUAAGAAUCGCCUUUCGAAUGGGCUAUCACAGAGAACCGUCCAGGUUUUCAGAUAUCUCGCCAUUUAGAGCAGAGAUGCGUCGCAGGACUUGGCUUAUGGUCAUCUCACUCGAUCUCGCCCAGUCGUCCCAGAUUGGCUUGCCUCGGCUUAUACAGCCGUUCAUGUGCGAUACCCAAGAGCCCCGAAAUUUGUUGGAAGAAGACAUCCAUGAAAACAUUACUGAGCUACCUCCAUCACGACCGGAGGUUGAACUGACGCCUUCUUUGUACACCGUGGUUCUGACGCGCGUACGGCUUGCACAUGCAAAGGUAAUGGAUCUGAUGAACGCUACGUCUCAACCUCCAUAUCGAGAAGUCAUGGAGCUGGACUCGAUGUUUCGAGAAGUAUACACUAAGCUACCAGAGUGCGCCAAACCGAUACCGGGCGAAGACUUCGACAGCACGCUCUCGCCAGCUUCGAUGCGACGUUUUUACCUUGGUUUGUCGUUCCUCAAGGCCGAGAUGAUGCUACACAGACCAUACCUUUUACUCGGACGUACUGAUUCGAAUUACGAAUACUCCCGAAGAGUCUGUUUGAAUGCAGCAACCGAGAUGUUGGGGUUCCAAAGAAAAGUUGAUGGUGAGAUACGGCCUGGCGGAAAACUAUGGUCUCCGGGAAUGCAGAGCUUUACCGUGAGCUGGUACAUGUCCUCUAUCGUUGCACACGAUUUCCUUCUCGCCACAACUGUCUUGGUUCUUGACUUGGACAAAGACCUGACAUCGCCAAUGCAACCAUUGUCUGCGACUCCAACAAGUGGACUUAAGCUCGAUCACGGACCACCGACAAGAUCGGAGAUCAUAGAAGCGCUACAAAAUGCCUAUACGAUAUGGUCAAAGGCAAGCAAAAGGUCGCACGAGGCGAGGAAGGUUGCUGCAGCAGUAAAACUGGUGCUCAAUAGAGCAAACUCAAGCGCGCCUGUCGCCUGGAGAAACGUAGCUCAGGAUCAUGUAGGCACAGCGUCACCAGCAUCGUCAUUUAACUUCAACGACUUUGCAACCGAGAAAUCUCCAGAUUAUCAGUUUAUGAGCAAUGGCGGCUAUGCGAAUCCAUUCCUCAUGCCUGAUGUACCCCUGGAUUUGGACGCGGUUACGCAUACCUUCGGCUGGGGCGGGUUUCCAACAGAUAUUCAACCAAAUCUACAACGACCGCCGUACUGA